Phragmites australis (common reed) is the source of this 1481-nucleotide messenger RNA. RefSeq names its product UMP-CMP kinase 1-like. Gene Ontology annotation, cellular component: cytoplasm; nucleus. Bases 436 to 1146 code for a protein of 236 amino acids. Lineage: Eukaryota; Viridiplantae; Streptophyta; Magnoliopsida; Poales; Poaceae. The record is from RefSeq and is a predicted model, not a curated record. Gene Ontology annotation, biological process: CDP biosynthetic process; UDP biosynthetic process; 'de novo' pyrimidine nucleobase biosynthetic process. Gene Ontology annotation, molecular function: ATP binding; UMP kinase activity. The transcript is spliced from 11 exons.
GGUUUCACUUUUUCUCUUGGCUUUUGGCAGUUUGGCUUUCUUCUUCUCGAGGCCUCCGCCACCGCAUCCGACAGGCAGUUUCUCCUCUUUCUCAACCGGCGCCACCCAACAGCUUCCUUCUCCCACAAGGCCACAACACCAUUGCCCUCUCCGCUCCGUUGCCAACACCUGCAACUGCUCUCUCCAACUCUCCCUUCGGUGCUGAGAGGCUGGGAUCUUUUAUUCCUUCAUUAAAAAAAUUAGAUGAUACUUUUCGCCAAAAAAGAUGAAAUUUCUAGAUGAAUCUCAUGCGUCACUUCAAGAAGCCUCUAGUAGUUAGAAGGACCACCGGUGUCAAUUUCUCUGGAGCGAUUGCUUACAUGGUCACCUAGAGUUGGAAGUUCAGCCGAGAGUUGGAAUCGGACUUCUUCUGACCCAUAUUAAUUCACGGUCAGGAUGGCAGAUGCGAUCAAGAAUGAAGUUGGGUCAUUUCCUCCUGGGAAAAAAAUAACAGUUGCGUUCAUCCUAGGCGGUCCUGGCAGUGGCAAAGGUACUCAGUGUGCUAAGAUUGUGAACCAUUUUGGGUUCACCCAUUUGAGUGCUGGCGAUCUUCUCCGUGAAGAGGCUAAAUCUGAUACAAAACAAGGUGUGAUGAUAAAGAAUAUCAUGCAUCAAGGAAAUCUUGUGCCGUCUGAAAUCAUCGUCAAGCUACUGUUGAAGGCCAUGCUUGAAAGUGGAAAUGAUAAGUUUCUGGUAGAUGGUUUUCCCCGAAAUGAAGAAAACCGCCUAGCGUAUGAGCGUAUUAUUAACAUCGAGCCUGAGUUUGUAUUAUUCAUUGACUGCCCUAAGGAAGAGAUGGAGCAGCGCAUUUUAAAUCGAAAUCAGGGAAGAGACGAUGACAACAUCGACACUAUUAGGAGACGGUUUGAAGUUUUCCAGGAGUCAACUCUACCUGUUGUUCAGUACUAUGAAAAAAAGGGGAAGCUCCGAAGGGUUGAUGGUGCCAAAUCUGCUGAUGCAGUUUUCGAAGAUGUGAAGGCCAUAUUCGCUCAACUGAAGACUCAGGUGAACCAAAAUAGCAGUUUGAGCACAUCUCAAACCAAUCCAUUCAAGCGGUUCCUUAACCUUUUCUGCCGUUGCUUUGGGACGCAAAAGGCAAGAAACUGAUUGUACAAAUGUAAAGUAAAUAACAUGAUUACUGCGGUGAGUGCGUGCAAUAUCCUUCAGUCCCGGAGUUUGGAGCAAUUUGAGUACUGAAAAAUGUGUGUUUUCUGUAAUGUGUAUAUCUGGUGUGGUAUUCUCAUUCAGUUUGUGCAAGCACUGCUAUGAGUGUUGCCGUUUACCAAAGCCUUGCCCAGCUGCAGCUUGCAAAUUUGCGAUAGUCAAGUUUGGUUUGUUUAUAGAUUUCGGUUUGUAAGUGCAAAUGUUCUGUUUGACAGAUCUUCUUACUUGCAUCAACAAAGGCUGUGGGGAAUGGACUAGCAGACCAUAGUAUCGCAGUU